GGAGGGGGGGAGAGAGAGCGAGAGAGAGGGAGAGAGAGAGAGGGAGGGCAGGCAAGAAAACUUUUCACUUCUGAGGAGCCACAGAGGAAGCGCGCGUGUAUGUGUGUGUGCGCGCGCGCGUGCUGGAGCGGCGACCAUGCAGGAGGAGUCUGGAGAGACAGUGAGUUGUGAAAGCAAUGGAGUGGCAGAGUGGCUGUGCCCCCUGUGCCAAAAAAGGCAAUCCGACAGAUCCUCCCUGUCUCUACAUCUCACAGAGCAACACAGCGUACUUCCAUCUUGUGUCGACAAACUGCUGGACAUUGCUGUUCUAAAACAGGGUGGCAGUGGAGGAGCAGAGGACACAAGUACUCUGAAGUUUUCAAGUGCUGAAUCUUCACAACUGAAGCAGACGGACGACGUCUGUGCAGAUCCCUGCCAAUCAAGUGCGAGUUCAGACGCCACCCAGACGCUGGGAGACAAAGAGAUGGAGGAAGAGAGAAUAGUAGAACGGGAGGGAGGUGAAGCUGAGCCAGAGCCUGAAGAGGAGGGAAAUCAAGUCACAGGAGCCAAACAUCCAAAUGCAACUGAAAACGUAGAAAUCCCAGACAGUAGUGAAAAGGCAGUUGGUAAAAAUGGUGCGCCAGCUGAAAAUAACCCCCAGUCAUUCAAAUGCAAUGCCUGCCUGGAAACGUUUCCUGGCAAAACAGCCUUGAAAGUUCAUUACAACUCUGCAUCGCACAUCCAGAGGAUGACAACGGGCCCGGAGAAGCAAGGUGGGGACACCGAUCCCCCGGCUCCCUCGGUUCCUGUCCUGCCUCGGCCAUACAAACCCUACCAGUGUGCUGUGUGUCGAGUCUCUUACAAUCAUGCCAUCACCCUCGAGAGCCAUAUGAAAUCUGUCCUGCACCAGACCCGCAGCAGGAACGCGGGAAUUGUCACACACGCAGCAAACAGUGCAGCCGCCACUUCUAGCUUGGGAGGCACCGCCACCAGUGCUGUAAACGCUGUAGUGACCACGGCCGGAAGUGGCACCAGUCAGUUGGUCACCAGCACCACCUGUGUUUCUCCAGGGGCUCUGAUGGUGAAUGCCACAAAAGACGGAGAGCAGGUUCCAACUUCCCAAGUGGCCGCCUCCCUCCUCACCUCCCCUGUGGCCUCGGCUCAAGCAGUUUCGGCCUUUCUCACCCUCCUCACAUCUAGUCCCAGCACUCUCUCGCACCCCCUCCUCCCCUCCCUCUUCGCGGCUGGUGCUGCUCCCGGUGCCGCCGUGCCACAGCUCGUGCCACAACCUCAAAUGGUCAUGCCCUUGAUCUUGAAUGGGCUCCAAACCCAGCAGCACAUAGAGAACCAGCAAGGCCAGCUCCUAACCCAGUGUCUGCCGUUCGUAGGUCUCAGCACAGCCCAGCAAGCCCUCUUAACCCAAAGACUUACCAGCUUACAGAACCAGUGGCCCUCUGCAGGGGUUCCAACAAACCUACAGCCCUGCCCAGUGCAGCAGACUGUAAAGUGUGAGCGAGAACCCGAAAGACAAGACAAUGACGAGACCCAAGAGAGGGUCUCGGAUCACAUCGAGGGUAGGAAAAACUGGACUACAGACAACCUUAAAUCUGAGAAAGUUAUGGAAAAGGACAGUAAACAAACUGCCCAGUGUCCCAAUAUUGAAGAUAAAGUCAGUGUUGAGAAAAGCGAAGACAAUGGGAAGGCGCGCAGAGAUAGCACAACAGAUGGAGACCGCUCGACUGAUCAGUUGGACCUGGAAGGUGAUAAAGCAGCUAGCCUCAAUCUCUCCCCAGUGAGCACAGAGAAGAGCCUCCGCAAUAAAAAUCUCUCGCCUUCUGCAUCUGUGCCCAGCAACUCAAGCCUCAGUCCUUUAAAUUUAAAUCUUACACUGAGCCCUGAUUCUACUCCUCAAAAAUCCCACUCGGGCACGAGCCCCUGCGGCUCACUUGGCACCCCAAAAUCUAGCCCGAGCACAAACGCCUUAACUAAGAACCAAACUCGACCUCGUUGUAAUGCAAUGGGAUCCGUUAAUCCAGACCUUCCAGUGCUGUCAGAGUUCCAGUCGGAGGUUCUCUGGGCAUUCUUUGAGUCACGAAGUGAGGCUGACGCCGCCAGUCCCCCCCGUGAGGACUGCGAGGCGCUGGGCAGAGAGGUGGGACUUUCUGAGGAGGAGGUACGCAAGUGGCUGGGCCGGGCCCGACAUGCAAAACGGAGGCAGAGGGCGACCCAGUUGGAACACCUGCAACGCCUGGCGGGAUUUACGAGGCACGCCGAAAGUUCCGACUGCGACGAUGAGGAAAACUCCCUGGUUAUAGCAGAGGGGGACGAUGACAUCGAAGCGUCGGGUAGCCAGGCAAUGGAUUUGUCUAGUUCAAGAGGGAAACGCAGAAAGAGAGAGGCAGGGAGGGAUGCUCUGGGGGAGACCUGUCUCACCUCUGACUCUGAAAAUGAGGUCUACACUUCUGUCAUCGUGUCUGAUGAGGAAAGUCAGAAUGGAUCUUUGAGGGGGGGCCCUGAGAGCCCUGCUAAAGAUGAAGCACAUUGGGAAGUCCCUGGUGAUAAGGGGCCAGUUGGGGGAAAGGUCUUGCGCUCCACAACGGUGUUUCUCUCUGAUGCAGAGGAUGAGUACGAGGUUGAGGAGUGUGGAGGGGGUCAGAGAGCGAUCAGGAAAAAACGAAAGGGCGAAUUUGAACGCGACGAGGUGGAGGUGAAGAAGGAGAGACUGGACCCUGAUGUGGAUCUAGAGUUGGAGGCCCAAGGGGAUCCUCCAAGUUCACAGUGUCAUUCUGAGAUUCCAAUCAGUGCGCUCCACUCACUUCCAAUGUCCAUUAACCCUUUUUCUACUCAGUUCCUGAGCCCUUACGUCCUCUCCCUUAAUCCUUCGUUGGUUGAUGGGAGCAAAGCGCCCAUUUUUACAAACCCGCCCACCAUCACGCGCUUCUCCAGCUCUCUACUCUCACACUCUCUCUCCUCCCACAGCCAAGCUUCCCACUACCUGUCCAAUGGCGGCGACUGUGAGUCUGCUCUGGAUCUCAGCAUGGGGAAAAACAAGAAGUGUGCUUCUUCCUCAUCCUCUUUGGCUGAUAAAAUUGCAGCACAAAAAGGACAGUUGCUGGAUGGGCUCGGUUUGAGGCCCACCUCCAAAGGUCUGGUUGUCGUCCAGGUGAAGCCUGAACCCGUCACUUCCAUGAUCUCUUCCAACAGCAGUUUGAGUCUGUUGAACUGCAACAACAUGACAAAGUCCAGUAUUUACAUGAGGGCAGCAGAGAAAAUGAAUGCCACGCUAUUGGAAAGGGAGAGAGCGAAGGAGAAGGAGAGGGAGCAGGAUCCGCAGCAGCAGAGAAAGUCCAAAGGAAAAAGGUAUCGGGAUAUGCGACGUUCAAGGACCAUCAUUCAAGCGGAGCAACUUGACAUUCUGUAUGGCUGCUAUUUCAAAGACCCAAAUCCUGGGAAACACGAGUUUGAACAGAUUUCAGAGUGGGUCCACCUUCCAAAGAAGGUUGUUCAGAUUUGGUUCCAGAACAUGAGGGCGAGGGAACGAAAGGGUGAAGUCAGAUUCAUCAGCGACGGCACCCUGGCAGCAGUCGGUAAACCUCUCAUCAAAUUUACCUGGCCUCUUUCCAAGCCCAUUUUCUCAAACAAGCCCGCUUCAAAUAAUACCGGGUGCAUCACGACUGCUCCGAUUGUGCGCACCCUCAUUAAGACUGAGAGGGAGCCUGUAAAGGAGCUUGGCAAACCUCCCACGGUGAAGAAAAUGGCCCCGGUUCCUAUCAAGCCCAAAGAGGUUGUCUCCUCUACUACGGUGUCUCCCGUGAGCAGCAGCAGUGCUUCUGCAGCACCAAAGACUAAGCUCGAAACGACCAGCAAUGUCACUAUGGUCAAAGUGGCACCAAAGGUCCUCCCUCCUGUCCUGUUACCGCCACCCAAGGACCUGAUCCCCAUUGCCCCGCGGCCGACGCAGAAACGAAAGCUAGAAGAGGAAAGCGAGGAGGAAAAGACCGAUGAGGAGCGAGACGAUGAAUGCGAGUUGGCUUCUGGACCAGGAAGCACUAACCGCAUGGUGCCCAAGCUGCCCACAACUCCCAUCAACAACAGGCCUCACACCACAAUAGUGGUGCCACAAAAACUAAACGGGCUCAACUACUGGACCCCCAAGGUCCCGAUUAAGAUAAACACCCUGUCCAGAGAGCAACUGGCUCUCCCGUCAUACGGGUCUCCACGUACCACCCCCACUCCUCCGACCCCCAGCACUGCGCCAGUUAGCCCCAGUAUCCCAGGUUCUGCCAAAAUGGCCAUCCCUGCCCUCCCGGUUCGAGCCAAAUCCAGCCCGACGGAAAACUGUAUUCUGCCCCACUCAUCCAACCGCAGGCCGCGCACACACCUGUCCUGCCUACAACUGUCCAUUCUGCAGUCCUGUUACGAGACCUGUGCCCACCCGAACGCCAUGGAGUGUGAGGCCAUUGGCACAGAGCUCAACCUGCUGCUGAAGGUGGUGCAGAUUUGGUUCCAGAACACGAGAGCCAAGGAGAAGCGCUGGAGGCUGCAACAAGAGAAACUGUCUCCGCUGUCAGGUGGAAAAUUGGACAUGAGCUCGGGAAGCUACCUGCAGUACAACGCCCUCAAAGCCAAUCGUCCCAUCCUGCCCAAACCCGUUCAGCUGACCGUGACGGAACCUCCAGCUUCCCCGGUGGCGGGCCAGCCGGUGCCGAAGGAGACCCUGACGGGCCGCUGUGACGCCUGCAGCUUCUCCUUUGAGUCCCGGGCUGCGGCGCGGGCCCACGUCUUCUCCCCGCUACACCUGGCAACCCUGAGAACCACUAACUUUGGCCAGCCAACGAUGCUCGGCAACAAGAACGGAACCGGUAACGGAGGCGCUCACUCCGCCGCGGCAACCGGCGCUGGAGGCGAGGUGGUUGUGGAGUUGCCGCCGACUACAGCCACCAGCAGCAGUGGGCCUGUACGCCGGCUUGGCCACGAGGCGCGUCGGCACAGUUGCAACAGAACAAUGGCGGAGUUCGGCAACGGACUGACGGAGGAAUCUCUACUAGAUUCAGAUCCCGGACAUCCCGAGUUGGAAGACCCGGGUGUCGGUGACGAAGAACCGGGAUUAGAAGACGGAGAGGCCGCAAUCGAGGACCCGGAGCUGGAGGCAAUCAAAGCUCGGGUUAGAGAGAUGGAGGAAGAGGCGGAGAAGCUGAAGGAGCUCCAGAACGAGGUGGAGAAACAGAUGAAUCUCAGCCCCCCACCAGUCGGUCCAGUCAUCAUGUCCAUCGAGGAAAAGAUGGAAGCGGAUGGCAGAUCUAUUUAUGUUGGAAACGUGGACUACGGUGCCACGGCAGAAGAGCUUGAAGCACACUUUCAUGGCUGUGGUUCAGUAAACAGAGUCACAAUCCUAUGUGACAAAUACACAGGGCAUCCCAAAGGGUUUGCCUAUAUUGAGUUUGCAGACAAAGAGUCUGUUAGGACAGCCAUGGCACUGGAUGAGUCUCUUUUCAGAGGAAGGCAGAUAAAGGUGGGCGCUAAGAGAACAAACAGACCCGGUAUCAGCACCACAGACCGCGGCUUUCCACGGGCUCGGUUCCGAUCACGGGGUGGCGGCGGAGGAGGAGGAGGAGGCGGCGGCGGCGGCGGAAGCUUCUCAUCACGUGCACGCUACUACAGUGGCUACACACCACCCAGAGGCAGAGGGCGGGCCUUCAGGGGCCGAGGGCGAACAACAUCGUGGUAUUCCCCUUACUAAACACCCCCUCCCUGUCCAACAUCCCCUUACUAUCAACCCUCUCCCCUUUUUUCCAUUUAGAAAAAAAAAAAAAACAUGCACACACACAUGCACGCACAUAAUGAAAAAGUCACCUCCCCCCCCAACAAUAAAAGAAGAGAAUCCCAGAAGAGAGGAAAAAAAAGACAAAAAAAACACAAAAAAAAACAACCUCUCCUGGACAGAGAGACUGACUGGCCGCAGUGUGCGAUUGUGUGUGAGCGUGCGUGUGCGGAGGUUGAUGCGGUCACCCUGGUAAGGUAUCGGUGGGCCAUUAGGAAAAGAAUAAAGUGGCUGAUUUUAUUUUUGUUAUGAGGGAUGGGAGGGGGGCUGUAGGAGAGGUUGGUGGUAUCUCAGGCUGCAGAUGUGUCUCCUUUGGUCUGGCUGUGACUUCCUGCUUUUCACACCAUCCCAACACAGCCCACCCACUCACCCUCCACCACCACCAAAAGAGAGAAACUUAAAGUGGGUGGGGGGGGGGAGGGAAACGGCAACAAACGAAUACAUUGUUUUUUGUUUUUAAUGUACAGUACAUAUGUGAACUUUUCACUAGCCCGAGUAUUUGUUGUGUUUUUAAGUUUUGUGGUUUGGAGUAUAUCACCUCCCUACCCCCCCCUCCCCUCUCCCCCUUUGUGUUCGCCGUUCUCCGCCCUCUCCCCCCUCCUCGCUGCAUUUUAUAACUCAUGCUUUUUCUCCCCCCACCCCUCCAUGGCCCAUCACUCCAUGGAUUGUUGUUGGACAGUGAUGGACCUUCAGUGUUCAGUGGGAUUGUACGUGCAUAGAUUUUUGUUAGUUUUUUUUCUCCUUGUGGGGGGCGGGGGUCCUCCUGCUGCCACCUUCCUGCUGCUCGUUCAUACCCGUCACCUCCAACUCAGGCAUGCCCACAGCUCCUUUUAUUAUUUUGGAAGACAUCAAUGUUUUUAUUUUUUGUGCAACCCCCCCACCCCCACCUGUUUUCCCGUCCCCUCCCCUCUGUGUCCCCUGUCUCCUGUCUCUCCUCCUUCCCCUCCCCGUCCUCUCUCUGUAUAUUAGACCCACUUCUUGUCGUUUCAGGUUUCAAGACCAGUGGAGGCUGACGACCCCUCCCCAGGUGGCACAGGCCCCCCCAACUGUCUCCGCAGCGUCUCUCUCUCUCUCUGCUCCCGCUAUGCACACUCACCCCAUCCUGUCCGUGUGGGGGGGUGGGGGAGGGGGGCAGGGCGACCACAGGCCCGCUGCGGGGGGCAUUUACUACAACAGCAAACGCUGAUGAUGCUUUUAGUCCCUUUCGCAUUGCAUCUCUCUCUCUCUCUCUCACACACACACACACACACACCGCUCUGUUCAACGCGCAGCGCAGCACACACAGAACUUAACAGGCAGCCAAUCCAACACAUGAUUUCUACACGGAGAGCUGAAGGCAACAUAGCUGAGUGGCAGGAAGGCAAGUUUGCGUGAGUGAGGAAGGCAGGACCAGAGGCGAGGGUGUUUUUUGGGGUGUACAGUGCGGACCUUAAUGCGCCCCCUUCCUCUGACUGCGCAGUGCAUUCACGGCUUGUCUGAGGAGCGAACAGCAUUGAUUAAUAAUUUAAUAAAUGGAACGGGCUGGAGCGGUUAUUUUAGGGAAAGUAGGGUGGAGUUUGUGUGGAGACCUUUUUCUUUUUUUGAAAAGGGGAGUGGGUUUGAACAAAUGUUCUGCUUUUUUAUUUUUAUUUUUAACCCAUGAGUCUGUAUUGGGGGGGAAAAAAUAAAAUAAAGACAUUGUGUAAAAAUG
Molecule: messenger RNA, 7490 nt
Organism: Gasterosteus aculeatus aculeatus (three-spined stickleback)
Lineage: Eukaryota; Metazoa; Chordata; Actinopteri; Perciformes; Gasterosteidae
Gene: pabpn1
Product: poly(A) binding protein, nuclear 1
Cellular component (GO): nucleus
Molecular function (GO): poly(A) binding
Source: RefSeq, a predicted model, not a curated record